AUGGAGACCUUCUACAUUUCUUUUGCCAAAGACAAUCUGGCACUGUUCGUGAAGGGCCUGAAGUUAUGCAGGCGAUACAAAGUCGUUUUCACCUGUACAAUUCUCCUCUAUAUGGAUGCUUUCCACGUGACUCCGCCCGCCUUUUCGUUCACCUCCCUAGGCCAUGAUGAGCAUGUGGCAGAUCUCGCCAGCUCCAUCGCCACCAGGCUACCCGCCUCUGUCCUGGGUACAGUUACCCAUCCAGCAUUAAAUCCGCACCGAACCCACGCGGAGACAAAUUCGGCAGAAGAGGUUAUGACGAAAGAGUCACUUUGGGCAUCGUACGAAUACUCUGGUGCCCUCAUUUCAAGAGAAUCGGAUUUUGCCUUUGAUGCGCAAUAG
This is a messenger RNA of Aspergillus niger, 381 nucleotides long. RefSeq lists its product as uncharacterized. Lineage: Eukaryota; Fungi; Ascomycota; Eurotiomycetes; Eurotiales; Aspergillaceae. The transcript has 4 exons. Bases 1 to 381 code for a protein of 126 amino acids. The record is from RefSeq and is a predicted model, not a curated record.